Molecule: messenger RNA, 1993 nt
Organism: Hipposideros armiger (great roundleaf bat)
Lineage: Eukaryota; Metazoa; Chordata; Mammalia; Chiroptera; Hipposideridae
Gene: SARS2
Product: seryl-tRNA synthetase 2, mitochondrial
Exons: 16
Coding region: 111-1667 (518 amino acids)
Biological process (GO): seryl-tRNA aminoacylation
Molecular function (GO): ATP binding; serine-tRNA ligase activity
Source: RefSeq, a predicted model, not a curated record
GAGGUGCGUCCAUUCAGACGUCUGCUUUGCAAUUGGUCUAAACGUGGAGUGGGCGGGACGAAGGUUAUCUCUUCUGGCACUUGUGUGCCUCUGCUUGCUCCCCAUCCAAGAUGGCUGCGUCCAUAGUGCGGCGCUUGUGGCCCUUGGCGGCCUGCCGGGGGCUCCGGCCCCGAGGAAGCUGCGUCUGCAACCAGAGCCCAAGGAAAAGUUUCGCUACGGAGAGACGAGACCGAAACCUCCUGUACGAGCACGCGCGCGAGGGCUACAGCGCGUUCCCUCAGCUGGACAUGGAGCCGCUGUGCGCAUGCCCGGAAGAGGCCGCGCGCACCUUAGAGGUCCGCAAGGGGGAGCUGCGGCCAGAGGAUCUGCCAGCAAUCAUCGCAACAUGGCAGGAGCUGAGGCAGCUGCGGGAGCAGAUCCGGAGCCUGGAGGAGGAGAAGGGGGCUGUGGCUGAGGCAGUGCGGGCCCUGGUGGUGAACCAGGACAACAGUCAAGUACAGCAGAGCCCCCAAUAUCAGAGUCUGCGGGCACAGGGCCGGGAGAUCCGGAAGCGGCUCAUGCUCCUGUACCCCAAGGAGGCCCAGCUCGAGGAGCAGUUCUACCUGUGGGCACUGAGACUGCCCAACCGGACCCACCCGGAUGUGCCCGUCGGAGAUGAGAGCCAGGCCCGAGUGCUCCAUGUGGUCGGAGACAAGCCAGCUUUCUCUUUCCAACCCCGAGGCCACCUGGAAAUUGCUGAGACACUCGACAUCAUCCGUCAGAAGCGCCUUUCCCACGUGUCUGGCCACCGCUCCUAUUACCUGCGUGGGGCUGGGGCCCUCCUGCAGCAUGGCCUGGUCAACUUCACACUCAACAAGCUCAUCCGCCGGGGCUUCACCCCCAUGACGGUGCCAGACCUUCUCCGAGGAGCUGUGUUUGAAGGUUGUGGGAUGACACCAAAUGCCAACCCAUCCCAAAUUUACAACAUCGACCCCUCCCGCUUUGAAGACCUCAACCUGGCUGGGACAUCAGAGGUCGGCCUUGCAGGCUACUUCAUGGACCACUCUGUGGCCUUCAGGGACCUGCCAAUCAGGAUGGUUUGUUCCAGUACCUGCUACCGGGCAGAAACAGACACAGGGAAGGAGCCGUGGGGGCUGUAUCGAGUGCACCAUUUCACCAAGGUAGAGAUGUUUGGCGUGACAGGCCCUGGGCUGGAGCAGAGCUCACAGCUGCUGGAGGAGUUCCUGUCCCUUCAGAUGGAGAUCUUGACGGAGCUGGGCUUGCACUUCCGGGUUCUGGACAUGCCCACCCAGGAACUGGGCCUCCCUGCCUACCGCAAGUACGACAUUGAAGCCUGGAUGCCAGGCCGUGGCCGCUUUGGCGAGGUCACUAGCGCUUCGAACUGCACGGACUUCCAGAGCCGUCGCCUGCACAUCAUGUUCCAGAAGGAGGCCGGGGAGCUGCAGUUUGCCCACACGGUGAAUGCCACAGCCUGUGCUGUCCCCCGUCUCCUCAUCGCCCUCCUGGAGAGCAAUCAGCAAAAGGACGGCUCGGUCCUCGUGCCCCCUGCCCUCCAGCCCUACCUAGGCACUGACCGGAUCACGGCCCCCACCCACGUGCCUCUCCAGUACAUCGGCCCCAACCAGCCCCAGAAGCCCAGGCUCCCCGGCCAGACUGCCUCGAGCUGAGGACCCAUCCUCAUCAGUCACCUGGGUUGUCACUGCUUCCUGGAACUCAAGAGACCCUGGACCCCUGAGGCCUGUUAUCCUAAGCCUGGCCUGCCAUCUGCUUCAUGCCUGGGCCUCUGGGCUCCACGGUCCACCUGUCCUUCCUUAUUUCCCCAGAAUCAGUCAGUGACCCUGUUGUCACUGGCGGUCCCAGCCUGCCCUGGGAAGCAGGACUUCUGGGGACUCGAAGGCUCUAGGGAUAGGGGAAGGACAGAGGCCUCCAUGCCUUUCUUCUUCCCUCCCUCGGUGCUUAGCAGGAAGUUCCCAAUAAAUGGUCAGAACAAAGG